This is a messenger RNA of Fundulus heteroclitus (mummichog), 15920 nucleotides long. RefSeq names its product ryanodine receptor 3. Gene Ontology annotation, cellular component: Z disc; sarcoplasmic reticulum membrane; sarcolemma. The record is from RefSeq and is a predicted model, not a curated record. NCBI's taxonomy places the organism in Eukaryota, Metazoa, Chordata, Actinopteri, Cyprinodontiformes, Fundulidae. Gene Ontology annotation, molecular function: ryanodine-sensitive calcium-release channel activity; protein binding. Gene Ontology annotation, biological process: intracellular calcium ion homeostasis; calcium ion transmembrane transport. Bases 295 to 15003 code for a protein of 4902 amino acids. The transcript has 107 exons.
AAAUCUGCUCCACAUUCCCGUGCUCGACUAAUUGUUUGAAUAUUCGCGCUUUCACGGCGGUGUCGAUAAGCAUUGUCGGUGACGUCGAAGAGAAAGAACCCCGGCGGCCGCUGUUUCUGCGUUACACCGUCCCCGCCGAUGCUGACACGCACUCCUCCGCCGGGCGGCGAAGCACACGGGCUUGACUGACACAUGCUGCGGUAUUCUCCCCGCUGUGUGGCCGUGGAUUAGCUGUAUGCUAAUAUCGACAAGGAGAGCGGAGCCAGCGGAGUCUGAAAGGGCUCCUUUGCAGCCAUGGCUGAAGGCGGAGAAGGAGAGGAUGAGAUCCAAUUCCUCAGAACUGAUGAUGAAGUGGUUCUCCAGUGCGUGGCCUGCAUCCAGAAAGAGAAUCGAAAGUUCUGCCUGGCUGCUGAAGGGCUGGGCAACCGCCUAUGUUACCUGGAGCCCACAUCUGAGGCGAAGUACGUGCCCCCAGACCUGUGCAUCUGCACCUUUGUGCUGGAGCAGUCUCUGUCUGUGCGUGCUCUACAGGAAAUGCUCGCUAAAAGCGGACAGAACGGCGAAGGGGCACGUGGCCCGGAUCGAUGGAGGCUCAUAAGAAAGGCGGCGCACAGCGGCGGACACAAGACUCUGCUUUAUGGACACGCCAUCCUCUUGCGGCAUACCUUCAGCUCUAUGUACUUGGCCUGUUUGAAGACAUCAAGGUCCCAGACAGAUAAGCUCUCCUUUGAUGUCGGCCUUCAGGAGGAUUCAACAGGGGAAGCUUGCUGGUGGACGAUCCAUCCUGCUUCAAAGCAGAGAUCAGAAGGAGAGAAAGUACGCAUCGGCGAUGAUCUCAUUCUUGUCAGCGUGUCCUCAGAGCGAUAUCUUCAUUUAUCCAUCUCCAAUGGCAACAUCCAGGUGGACGCUUCCUUCAUGCAGACUCUGUGGAACGUCCACCCCGUCUGUUCUGGCAGCAACAUAGAAGAAGGCUACCUGUUGGGUGGCCAUGUGAUGCGGCUAUUCCACGGUCAUGACGAGGUGGUGAGCAUCCCAGGAUCAGACCAGAGCGAAGAGCAGCAGAGGAUAGUCAACUAUGAGACGGGUAAAGCGGGUGCCAAGGCGAGGUCCUUGUGGAGGCUGGAACCACUACGAAUCAGUUGGAGUGGAAGCCACAUCCGUUGGGGACAGCCUUUUCGACUACGUCACCUGACCACGGGUCACUACCUAGCCUUGACUGAGGACAGGGGGCUGGUGCUGCAGGACCGGGAGAGGUCGGACACCAUCUCCACGGCUUUCUGCUUUAGAGCAUCAAAGGAGAAGCUGGAGCAGAGCCCCAAGCGGGACAUCGAGGGUAUGGGGGUGGCAGAAAUUAAAUAUGGAGACUCGCUUUGCUUCAUCAUGCACAUAGCCACAGGUCUGUGGCUCUCCUACCAGGCGCCGGAUGUCAAAUCUACUCGGCUGGGUCCUCUUAAGAGAAGAGCUUGUCUUCAUUCUGAGGGCCACAUGGAUGACGGGUUAACCCUGCAGCGCUGUCAACACGAGGAGUCUCGGGCCGCGAGAAUCAUCCGCAACACAACGCUGCUCUUUAACCGAUUCAUCAGAGACCUUGACUGCCUGAGCAUAAAAAACAGGACCCUUGUAGCCUUGCCUGUUGAGGAGGUGCUCCAAACACUCAAUGACCUCAUCACCUAUUUCCAACUCCCUGAUGUUGAGCUGGAGCACGAGGAGAGGCAGAUAAAGCUUCGUUCACUCAAGAACAGACAGAACCUCUUCAAACAGGAAGGCAUGCUAACCCUUGUCUCCAACUGCAUCGACCGGCUAAACGUCUACAACAGUGCAGCCCAUUUUGGGGAGUGUGCAGGGUCAGAGGCUGGAGCAGCCUGGAAAGACAUUCUCAACUUGCUUUAUGAGCUGCUGGCUGCAUUAAUCAGAGGAAACCGGAACAACUGCACUCAGUUUUCAAACAAUUUGGACUGGCUGGUGAGCAAGCUGGAAAGACUAGAGUCUUCUUCAGGCAUCUUAGAAGUCCUGCACUGCAUCCUAAUCGAGAGCCCUGAGGCGCUCAAUAUCAUCCAGAAAGGACACAUUAAGUCCAUCAUAUCGCUGCUCUACAAGCAUGGUCGCAACCACAAGAUUCUGGAUGUGCUCUGUUCGCUGUGUGUGUGUAACGGUGUAGCUGUGCGAACCAAUCAGAACCUCAUUUGCGACCACUUGCUACCCAAAAGAGAUCUGCUUUUGCAAAGCCAGCUUGUCAAUGAUGUCCAGAGCAUGAGACCAAACAUUUUCCUGGGGGUCAGUGAGGGCUCUGCUCAGUAUAAAAAGUGGUACUACGAGCUCAUGAUUGACCAGGUGGACCACUUUGUGACCAGCGAGCCCUCUCACCUGAGAGUGGGCUGGGCCAACACCAAAGGUUACGCACCCUAUCCUGGAGGAGGGGAGGGCUGGGGGGGCAAUGGAGUUGGGGAUGACCUCUACUCGUUUGGCUUUGAUGGGCUCCACCUCUGGUCAGGUCGUAUCCCGCGGGCUGUUGCGUCUGUGAACCAGCAUAUCCUGACUUCGGAGGAUGUGGUGAGCUGUUGUCUGGACCUGGGAGCUCCCAGCAUCUCCUUUAGGAUAAACGGACAGCCGGUCCAGGGCAUGUUUGAAAAUUUUAACACAGACGGACUAUUUUUCCCCGUCGUCAGCUUCUCAGCAGGGAUCAAGGUACGCUUCCUGUUGGGUGGCCGACAUGGUGACUUUAAGUUCCUGCCCCCGUCAAGCUAUGCUCCGUGUUAUGAGGCUUUGCUACCAAAAGAGAAGAUGAGGGUGGAGCCGGUGAAAGAGUACAAAAGAGACAUGGAGGGAGUCCGGGAUCUGCUAGGAACCACCCAGUUUACCUCUCAGGCCUCCUUCAUUCCCACUCCUGUGGAGACAAGCCAGGUUGUCAUGCCACCUCACUUGGAGAAAGUUCGAGACAAGCUGGCUGAAAACAUCCAUGAACUGUGGGGCAUGAAUAAAAUUGAGUUGGGAUGGACUUACGGGAAGAGGAUUAGAGAUGAUAACAAAAGACAUCAUCCAUGCCUUGUUGAUUUCUCCAAGCUGCCAGAAACAGAGAAGAACUACAACCUGCAGAUGUCAACAGAAACUCUGAAGACCCUUCUAGCAUUAGGUUGUCGUAUUGUUCAGGUGAACCCAAAUGCAGAGGACUCCCUCAAAAAAAUAAAAUUACCCAAGAACUACAUGAUGUCCAACAGCUAUAAACCAUCCCCUCUGGACCUUUCCAGCAUCAAACUGACACCUGGUCAGGAGUUGCUAGUGGACAAACUAGCAGAGAAUGCACACAAUGUUUGGGCCAAAGACCGCAUCAAGCAGGGGUGGACUUAUGGCAUUCAGCAGGACCUGAAGAGCAAGCGUAACCCUCGUCUGGUUCCCUAUGUGCUGCUGGAUGAGCGCACCAAGAAGUCCAACAGGGACAGCCUGCGGGAGGCCAUCCGCACCCUGAUUGGUUAUGGAUACAACAUAGAGCCCUCAGACCAGGAAGGCGGCCAAGUGGCUGAACGACUCAGCAUCGAUAAGAUUCGCUUCUUCAGAGUCGAAAGGACAUACGCGGUGAAGACGGGGAAGUGGUACUUUGAAUUUGAAGCUGUCACUGGGGGAGACAUGCGAGUUGGCUGGGCCAGGCCCGGAUGCAAACCUGAUGUAGAGCUCGGUACGGAUAAGCUUGCUUUCGUCUUCGAUGGAUUCAGGGGCCACUGUCUAAACAUGGGUAGCAGGCUGUUCGGGCGCUGCUGGCACGCUGGGGAUGUGGUCGGCUGCAUGAUCAACAUGGAGGACAAGUCUAUGAUUUUUACCCUUAAUGGAGAGAUCCUGAUCACCACCAAGGGCUCUGAACUCUGUUUUACUGACUUUGAAACUGAGGAUGGGUUUAUUCCAGUCUGCAGUCUCAGCCUGGCUCAGGUGGGGCGCAUGAAUCUGGGGAAAGAUGCUAGCACCUUUAAAUACUAUACCACAUGUGGCCUGCAAGAGGGAUUCGAACCAUUUGCAGUCAACAUGAACCGGGAGGUCACAAUGUGGUUCAGCAAGCGUCUGCCUACUUUUGUCAAUGUGCCGAAGGACCACAACCACAUCGGAGUGACCAGGAUCGACGGCACCAUCGACAGCCCCCCGUGUCUAAAGGUCACCCACAAGACAUUUGGAAACCAGAACAGUACUGCUGACAUGGUGUUCUGCCGUCUCAGCAUGCCGGUAGAGUUCCACUCGUUCUUCAAGCAGAGUCCUGUGACAGACAUAAACGGCGUGCAUGAAGAGGAUUUGCUCAAAGUUAAACACAGAUAUCCAUUGAGAUCAGUGCGACACAGUGAAGAAAGUAGACGUGUUGACUACAGCAGCAUCACCACGUACUACCACUCAGUGAGAAUCUUUGCCGGCCAAGACCCUUCCAGUGUGUGGGUUGGAUGGGUUACCCCCGACUAUCACUACUAUAGCAACAAUUUCAGCCUCUUCAAGAACAGAACAGUGACUGUAACCCUGGGUGAUGAACGUGGACGAGUUCAUGAAAGUGUGAAGAGGAGUAACUGCUACAUGGUGUGGGGUGGUGACGUGACCAGUUCUGCACACGCCUCCGGCCGCAGCAACGUUGACCUGACGAUUGGCUGUUUCAUAGACCUGGCCACGGGCCUGGUGACCUUCACUGUCAAUGGAAAGGAGAUAUCCACAUCCUACCAGGUUGAACCAAACACCAAGCUGUUCCCCGCUGUCUUUGUCCGACCCACCAGCCCAAACCUCUUUCAGUUUGAGCUUGCAAAAAUAAAGAAUGCGAUGCCUCUGUCGUCAGCCGUCUUUAAGAGCGAACUCAAGAACCCCGUGCCCCAGUGUCCGCCCCGGCUGGACGUCCAGACCAUCAAUGCAGUGCUGUGGAGCCGCAUGCCCAACAUCUUCCUCAAAGUGGAAACAUCCAGAGUGAACGAGAGGCAAGGCUGGGCGGUUCAGUGCGUGGAGCCCCUUCAGAUGUUGGCAGUUCACAUACCCGAGGAGAACAGGUGUGUCGACAUUAUGGAGCUGUCAGAGCAGGAGGACCUGAGGACGUUCCACUACCACACCCUGAAGCUCUACUGCGCCCUCUGCGCCCUGGGAAACACCCGCGUUGCCCACGCCCUCUGCAGCCACGUGGACCAGUCGCAGCUCUUAUACACCAUCGAUAACCAGUACCUCUCUGGCAUGUUACGGGAGGGCUUCUACAAUGUUCUGAUCAGCAUCCACUUGGAGACGGCCAAGGAGGCCAGGCUCAUGAUGAAGGAUGAGUUCAUCAUUCCAGUCACAGCGGAGACGCGCUCAAUCCGUCUGUUUUCCAGUGCUUCUAAAAAGCACAGCCUGCCAGGGGUGGGGCUCAGCACCUCCCUAAAGCCCCGCCUCAACUUUACCCCACCAUGCUUCAUCAGCACCAAGAGGGAUUAUCUGUUCAGUCCCCAAAUCCCACUGGAUGCACUUAAGGAAAAGGCGAUUUUAAUGCUGACAGAAGCCGUUCAAGGCGGCGGGCACCACAUCCGAGAUCCUGUCGGAGGAGGCGUGGAGUAUCAGUUUGUGCCGAUCCUGAAGCUCAUUAGCACCUUGCUGACAAUGGGAGUUUUGGGUAGUGAGGAUGUCCAAAAGAUUUUACUUCUCAUCGACCCAAAUGUGUUCAGAGAUACACGUCAGGAAGGGGCUGCAGGGCCCACGGACAAAGAGGGACUCACUGGGGCCGAGGGCAAGGCGGUUGAAGCAGGAGAAGAGGAGGCAGCCAAGGAGGCCAAACAGCCGGUGAAGGGACUCCUGGAGAAGAGGCUCCCAGAGCCUGUCAAGCGACUGAUGUGUGAGCUGCUUCAUUAUUUCUGCGACUGCGAGCUGAAGCACCGCAUCGAGGCCAUUGUGUCGUUUUCAGACAGCUUUGUCUCUAAACUGCAGCACAACCAGAAGUUCCGCUACAAUGAGCUCAUGCUGGCCCUCAAUAUGUCUGCGGCUGUCACGGCAAAGAAGACAAAAGAGUUCAGAUCGCCUCCCCAGGAGCAGAUCAACAUGCUGCUGACUUUCAGUAUAGGAGACGACUGUCCGUGUCCUUCAGGAAUACAGGAGGAGCUGUAUAGCUUCCACAACCAGCUUCAGCUCCACUGUGGAAUCCCGAUGGAGGAAGAUGAAGACGAUCGGGAUACAUCCAUCAAAGGUCGCCUCCUUAUGCUGGUGAACAAGAUUAAAAGCCAGUCUUACAAAGCACAAGAGCCCACAGAGAAGAAACAAGCUGCACCAUCUAAUCUGAAGGAGCUCAUCUCUCAGACGAUGGUCAGCUGGGCCCAGGAGUGUCACAUCCAAGACCCCAAACUGGUUCGCAAGAUGUUCAGCCUGCUGAGGAGGCAGUAUGACAGCAUCGGGGAGCUUCUCCGGGCAAUGAGGAAGACCUACACCAUCAGUGCCGCCUCGGUUCAGGACACCAUCAACCUCCUGGCCUCCCUCGGUCAGAUCAGGUCUCUACUGUCUGUCCGCAUGGGGAAAGAGGAGGAGAAGCUCAUGAUUGAUGGACUCAGUGACAUUAUGAACAACAAGGUGUUUUACCAGCACCCCAAUCUGAUGAGAAUACUGGGGAUGCAUGAAACUGUAAUGGAGGUCAUGGUGAAUGUGCUUGGAGGAGACAAGUCUCAGGAAAUUGCCUUUCCUAAAAUGGUGGCCAGUUGUUGUCGCUUCCUGUGCUACUUCUGCCGGAUCAGCCGUCAGAACCAGAAAGCCAUGUUUGACCACCUCAGCUAUUUGUUGGAGAACAGUAGCGUGGGGCUGGCUUCACCAGCAAUGAGAGGAUCUACUCCUCUAGAUGUAGCUGCAUCAUCUGUAAUGGAUAACAACGGCCUGGCUCUGGCACUGGAGGAACCUGAUCUGGACAAGGUGGUCACUUAUCUGGCUGGAUGUGGUCUACAGAGCUGUCCGAUGCUUCUGGCUAAAGGCUAUCCAGACAUUGGCUGGAACCCCAUCGAAGGAGAGCGUUAUCUCUCCUUCUUGCGCUUUGCGGUCUUUGUCAACGGAGAGAGCGUGGAGGAGAACUCAAGUGUUGUGGUCAAGUUGCUCAUCCGUCGUCCAGAGUGUUUUGGGCCUGCCCUAAGAGGAGAGGGUGGAAAUGGCCUGCUGGCUGCGAUGAAGGAGGCCAUUAAGAUCUCUGAGACUCCGGCUUUGGACCUACCGGGCUCUGUGCACCGAGUCAGCUCUGAUCUGUCUGCUGAUGGUGAUGACGAAGAGGAGGUGGUCCACAUGGGCAAUGCCAUCAUGUCGUUCUACUCUGCCCUCAUAGACCUGCUGGGACGCUGUGCCCCCGAGAUGCACCUCAUCAACAAGGGAAAAGGCGAAGCUCUGCGCAUUCGAGCCAUACUACGUUCUCUCGUGCCCACCGAGGACCUUGUAGGAAUUAUCAGCAUUCCCCUCAAAACACCCAUUCUCAAUAAAGACGGAUCAAUGACUGAGCCUGACAUGUCGGCAAGCUUCUGUCCAGACCACAAAGCCCCCAUGGUGCUGUUUUUAGACAGGGUCUACGGUAUUGAAGACCAAAGCUUUCUGCUUCAUCUGCUCGAAGUUGGCUUCCUCCCCGACCUGAGGGCAGCCACCACUCUGGAUACGGAGGUCCUCUGCACUACUGAGACCGCCCUGGCUAUGAAUCGCUACAUCGGCUCCGCGAUGCUUCCCCUCCUAACCCGCUGCGCGCCUCUCUUUGCCGGCACCGAGCACCACGCCACCCUCAUCGACUCCACCCUGCACACUAUCUACCGGCUCUCCAAGGGCCGCUCACUGACCAAGGCACAGAGGGACGCCAUAGAAGAGUGCCUGCUGUCUAUUUGCAAACACCUCCGUCCCUCCAUGCUGCAGCAGCUCCUGCACCGUCUCGUCUUUGAUGUGCCCUUGCUGACUGAAUACUGCAAGAUGCCUCUAAGGCUUCUAACCAACCACUACGAGCAGAACUGGAAGUACUACUGCCUUCCCUCGGGAUGGGGCAGCUUCGGCACAGCAUCUGAAGAUGAACUGCUGCUCACCAAAAGGAUCUUCUGGGGGGUGUUUGAUUCUCUGUCCCAGAGGAAGUAUGACCCAGAGUUAUUUAAGAUGGCCAUGCCUUGUCUCAGUGCAAUAGCUGGAGCUUUGCCACCAGACUAUGUGGAUGCCUCCAUUAGCACGGCCGUUGAAAAGCCUGUUUCUGUGGAUGCUCAGGGCAACUUUGACCCCAAACCCAUCAAUACUGCUAACAUUGUGUUACCGGAAAAGCUGGAACAUUUCGCCAACAAAUAUGGCGAGCACUGCCACGAGAAAUGGUCUGCAGAGAAGGUGCUCCUGGGGUGGAAAUAUGGGGACUGUGUGGAUGAAAAAGCGAAAACUCACCCUCAGUUAAGGACUUACAAGGCCCUGACAGAAAAGGAGAAGGAGAUUUACAGACUGCCGAUUAGGGACUCGCUGAAAAGCAUGCUGGCCAUGGGCUGGACCGUUGACAGGACAAAGGAUGGGGAAUGCAUGUCACUGCAAAGGGAAAAUGAGAAAAUGAGGAAAAUAUCCCAAGCUUCUCAGGCUAAUGGCUUUAAUCCCAGCCCGAUAGACACGAGCAAUGUGAUUUUGUCCAGAGAACUGCAGGGGAUGGUGGAAGUAAUUGCUGAGAAUUACCAUAACAUCUGGGCUAAGAAGAAGAAAAGUGACCUUGGAAGCAGAGGAGGAGGAACACAUCCUCUGCUGGUGCCGUAUGACACACUGACAGCCAAGGAGAAGGCCCGUGAUCGAGAGAAGGCCCUGGACCUUUUUCGCUUCCUGCAAAUCAAUGGCUACAGCAUCACAAGAGGGUUGAAGGACCUAGAACAGGAUUCCUCUUCCAUGGAAAAAAGGUUUUCCUAUAAAUUCCUCAAGAAGCUGCUGAAGUACGUCGAUUCAGCCCAGGACUUCAUCGCCCACUUAGAGGCAAUGGCUGCCAGCGGAAAAACAGACCGGUCACCUCAUGAACAAGAAAUCAAGUUUUUUGCCAAAGUUCUUCUCCCACUCAUCGAUCAAUACUUCAAGAACCACUCUCUGUAUUUCCUCUCCUCUCCCAACAAGAAUCUAAGCAGCAGUGGUUACGCCUCUAACAAAGAGAAGGAGAUGGUUGCCAGCCUUUUUUGCAAACUGGCAGCUCUUGUCAGACAUAGGAUUUCUCUUUUUGGGAGUGACUCCACCACCAUGGUCAGCUGUCUGCACAUCCUGGCACACACUCUGGACACCAGGACAGUGAUGAAGUCAAGCUCGGAGCAGGUCCGGGUGGGGCUAAGGACGUUCUUCGAGAACGCAGCAGAGGACCUGGAAAAGACCUUUGAGAACCUGAAGCUGGGGAAGUUCACUCACUCUCGCUCACAGAUGAAAGGCGUGUCGCAGAAUAUCAACUACACCACGGUGGCUUUGCUUCCCAUCCUAACUGCUCUGUUUGAGCACAUCACUCAGCACCACUUUGGAAUAGAUCUGCUUUUGGAUGAUGUCCAAGUGUCCUGCUAUAGAAUCCUGACCAGCCUCUAUGCACUUGGCACUGGGAAGAACAUCUACGUAGAAAGGCAGCUGCCAGCUCUCGGUCAGUGUCUGGCCACUCUGGCUGGCGCCAUGCCUGUAGCCUUCCUGGAGCCAAAGCUCAACACGCACAACCCCAGCUCUGUUUUUAAUACCAAGAGUGCCAGAGAUCGAGCUGUCUUGGGAAUACGAGAGUCGGUUGAGGAGAUGUGUCCAGGAAUGCCGCGGCUUGAUGGGCUUAUGAAAGACAUCAAUGACAUGGCAGACUCCGGAGCGCGGUACACUGAAAUGCCCCACGUCAUUGAGGUGGUGCUGCCCAUGCUGUGCAACUAUUUGUCCUACUGGUGGGAGAAGGGCCCUGAAAAUCAGGCUGUCAGUGUUGGAAGCAUUUGCUGCACUACUGUCACCUCCGAGCAUCUCAGCCUCAUUCUCGGCAACAUCCUCAAGAUCCUCAAUAACAAUCUGGGCAUUGACGAGGCCUCAUGGAUGAAGAGAAUUGCAGUCUAUGUGCAACCCAUCAUCAGUAAGGCCCGCGCAGACCUGCUGAAGAGCCACUUCCUGCCCACCUUGGAGAAACUAAAGAAGAAGACUGUGAAAGUUGUGGCUGAAGAGGAGCUUCUGAAGGCGGACUGUAAAGGAGACACUCAGGAGGCUGAGCUGCUUAUUUUAGAUGAGUUUGCUGUGCUCUGCAGGGAUCUCUAUGCAUUCUACCCCAUGCUUAUCCGCUAUGUGGACAACAACAGGUCUAGGUGGCUGAAAGAACCAGAUUCAGACUCCAAUGAGCUCUUCAGAAUGGUCGCAGAGAUUUUCAUCCUCUGGUGCAAGUCACAUAAUUUUAAGAGAGAAGAGCAAAACUUUGUGGUGCAGAACGAAAUCAACAACCUUUCUUUCUUGACCGGAGACAAUAAAACAAAGAUGUCAAAGUCCUUUAAGGAAAAGUCUGGAGGACAAGACCAGGAGAGGAAACAUAAGAAGAGGCGCGGCGAGUUUUACUCCAUUCAGACGUCACUGAUCGUCGCUGCUCUGAAGAAGAUGCUGCCAAUCGGUCUCAACAUGUGCACCCCUGGGGAUCAGGAGCUGAUUUCUCUCGCCAAGACCCGCUACCUCAUGAAAGAUACAGAUGAGGAGGUUAAGGACCACAUACGUCAAAAUCUGCACCUUCGAGAAAAGUCAGAGGACCCUGCUGUGCGGUGGCAACUGAACCUUUAUAAGGACAUUGUGAUGAGGAUUGAGAGCCCACCUGAUCCUGAACGAGUGGUCGAUCGAAUCCAAAGGAUUUCUGCUGCCAUCUUUAACCUGGAACAGGUGGAGCAGCCACUGAGAUCCAAGAAGUGCGUGUGGCAGAAGUUGCUCUCGAAACAGAGGAAGCGAGCGGUUGUUGCCUGCUUCCGAAUGGCCCCGCUUUAUAAUCUACCAAGGCACAAAAAUAAUAAUUACUUCAUGAAUUCCUACCGACACAUUUGGUUGGAGAUAAUGCAUGAGAACACAGACUAUGACAGUCUGCUCUCAGUGCUGACGAAAACACAGCCCAAAGUGGAAGAAGAGGAAGAGGAGGAGGUCCGAAAGCAACCAGAUCCUUUACACCAGCUCAUCCUUCAUUUCAGCCACAACGCUCUGACCGAAUGCAGUUCAUUGGAAGAAGACCCCUUGUAUAUCGCUUAUGCUGAUAUGAUGGCGAAGAGUUGUGCUGAAGGUGAAGAGGAAGAAGAGGGAAAAGAGAAAACAUUCGAGGAAAAAGAAAUGGAGAAACAAAAGAUGCUGUAUCAGCAAGCCCGACUGCACGAUCGAGGAGCAGCGGAGAUGGUUCUUCAAAUGAUUAGUGCCAGCAAAGGUCGACUUGGUGCCACCGUGACUUUCACCCUCAAACUGGGCAUCUCCGUCCUCAACGGUGGAAACAUUCUGGUCCAGCAAAAAAUGCUGGAUUAUCUCAAGGAAAAAAGAGACGUGGGGUUUUUCAAAAGUUUGUCCGGACUGAUGAUGUCCUGCAGUGUCCUGGAUUUGAAUGCAUUUGAAAGGCAAAAUAAAGCCGAAGGCCUGGGGAUGGUUACUGAAGAGGGAUCAAUCAACGUGAGUGAGCGGGGUUCCAAGGUUCUGCAAAAUGACGAGUUCACUAAGGAUCUCUUUAGGUUUCUGCAACUGCUCUGUGAGGGUCAUAAUAAUGAUUUUCAGAAUUUCCUGAGGACCCAGACAGGAAAUACCACCACAGUCAAUAUCAUCAUAAGCACAGUUGACUACCUGCUGAGACUCCAGGAAUCCAUCAGCGAUUUCUACUGGUACUAUUCUGGUAAGGAUAUCAUUGACGAAGCUGGCCAGAGGAACUUCUCUAAAGCGCUGUCGGUCGCCAAACAGGUGUUCAACUCUUUGACAGAGUAUAUACAGGGACCAUGCAUAGGCAAUCAGCAGAGUCUGGCUCACAGCAGGCUGUGGGAUGCAGUCGUGGGCUUCUUGCACGUCUUCGCCAACAUGCAGAUGAAGUUAUCCCAGGACUCCAGUCAGAUUGAAUUACUGAAGGAGCUCCUGGACCUGCAGCAGGACAUGAUCGUCAUGAUGCUCUCGCUUCUAGAAGGUAAUGUUGUCAAUGGAACGAUUGGCAAGCAGAUGGUGGACACCUUGGUGGAGUCUUCAAGCAAUGUGGAGAUGAUCUUGAAGUUUUUUGACAUGUUCCUCAAGCUGAAGGACUUGACGACUUCAGACAGCUUUAAGGAGUACGACUCCGAGAGUAAAGGGGUCAUCUCCAAGAAGGAUUUUCAGAAGUCCAUGGAGAACCAGAAGCAGUAUUCUCAGUCUGAAAUUGAGUUUCUUCUCUCCUGUGCUGAGGCGGAUGAGAACGACAUGUUCAGCUACAAGCAAUUUGUGGAGAGAUUUCACGAACCAGCAAAGGACAUUGGCUUCAAUGUAGCCGUGCUGCUCACCAACCUCUCAGAGCAUAUGCCCCACGACGCUCGUCUGUCGACGUUCCUUAACCUGGCUGAAAGCGUCCUCAGCUACUUUGAGCCUUUCUUGGGUCGCAUCGAGAUCAUGGGCGGAGCCAAGCGAAUCGAAAGGGUCUACUUUGAGAUCAGCGAGUCAAGUCGGACGCAGUGGGAAAAGCCUCAGGUGAAAGAGUCGAAGCGGCAGUUCAUCUUCGAUGUGGUCAAUGAGGGCGGGGAGAGCGAGAAGAUGGAGCUGUUCGUCAACUUCUGUGAGGACACCAUCUUUGAGAUGCAGCUGGCUUCUCAGAUUUCAGAGCCGGAUCCCGUCGAGCGUUCCGACGAAAACGAGGACGAGAGCCAGAGUGUGGUGGAGAACCAGGAGGAGGAAGAAGAGGAGAACGUUAUGAUGGAGUCUUCCUCAGCAUUCACGAUUGCCUGCGUCUCACUGAGAAAGAGCCUGAGUCACUUCCGACAGUUACUCACGCUGAAGAGCAUGAAGCGUCAGUACAGGAGAUUCAGGAAGAUGAGUGUAAGGGAGAUGGUGAGGGGCUUCUUCUCUUUUUUCUGGAUGAUCAUCAUCGGUCUCUUCCACUUCAUCUACAGCGUGGUUUGGGGUUUCUUCCACAUCUUGUGGACCACUAUGUUCGGGGGUGGCCUGGUCGAAGGGGCUAAGAAUAUGAAGGUGACGGACAUUUUGGGAAACAUGCCGGACCCCACUCAGUUUGGGAUCCAUGGCGAUGUGUUGGAAACGGAAAAGAUGGAAGCCAACGAUGCAUCGGCUUUGGAGGAGAUGGGUCAGAUGUCUCAGGGCGACGCAGCAGAGGCUGACCUGAUGGAAGAACUGCUGAGCAUACAGCCGAAGAGGGAGGGCAAGCAUGGGGCUGAGCCAGGUUUGGGGGACGUAUCGGAGGUGGUGGUGGGAGAUGCUCCAUCCAUAGCCAGUGCCGUCAGGCAGAAGAAGGCACAGAUGGCAGCAAAGAAAAACACUUCAAAUGGAGACUACAAAUCAGACUCAGAGAAGGGAGAAAUUUAUGUUCGCAGUUCAGAGGAUGGUGAGAAAAAGGACCAUGACAAGGCCAAGGAUGACGCUCCUCCACAACCUCCAGGGGAGGAGCGGAGAGCCCCAAAGAAGAGGCUCGGCCCGAGGAAAGAACCUCCAGAGGCCUUCAUGGCCAGCUUUCUGGCUGGCUUAGAAAUCUACCAGACUAAGAUGCUGAACUAUCUGGCUAGAAAUUUCUACAACUUGCGCUUCUUGGCACUUUUUGUUGCCUUUGCGAUCAACUUCAUACUUCUGUUCUACAAGGUGACCGGUGAUUACUCCGAGGAUGAAGACCCCUGGACCCGCAGAGGCAGAGUCGGAGAGGAGGAGGAUGAAGGAGCGCUCGAGUACUUCGUCCUGCAGGAAAGCACUGGUUACAUGGCCCCAACACUUUGCUGUUUGGCAAUACUACAUACCAUCAUAUCAUUCCUGUGUGUAGUGGGAUACUAUUAUUUGAAGGUGCCUCUGGUCGUGUUUAAGCGGGAAAAGGAAAUAGCGAGAAAGUUGGAGUUUGCAGGCCUCUAUAUCACCGAGCAGCCAUCUGAUGACGACAUUAAAGGACAGUGGGACAGACUGGUCAUCAAUACCCCCUCCUUUCCCAACAACUACUGGGAUAAAUUUGUCAAACGCAAAGUGAUAAAGAAGUACGGAGACCUGUAUGGAGCAGAGAGGAUAGCAGAGCUGCUGGGGCUGGACAAGAGUGCUCUGGAUUUUAACCCCACAGAGGAAACGGUUGCCAAGGAGGCGUCGCUAGUGUCUUGGCUGAGCUCCAUCGAUACAAAAUAUCACGUCUGGAAAAUGGGGGUGGUGUUUACAGACAACUCAUUCCUGUAUCUUGUUUGGUACACCACCAUGUCCAUUCUGGGGCACUACAACAACUUCUUCUUCGCUGCCCAUCUGCUGGACAUUGCCAUGGGUUUCAAGACCCUCCGCACAAUCCUCUCGUCUGUCACUCAUAAUGGCAAACAGCUGGUGUUGACAGUGGGCCUGCUGGCAGUCGUGGUCUAUCUCUAUACUGUGGUGGCCUUUAACUUCUUCAGGAAGUUCUACAACAAGAGCGCAGAUGACGAUGAGCCAGACAUGAAGUGUGAUGACAUGAUGACGUGCUACUUGUUCCACAUGUAUGUUGGGGUGAGAGCUGGAGGUGGCAUCGGGGAUGAAAUCGAGGACCCGGCGGGCGACCCAUAUGAGCUUUACCGCAUCCUUUUUGACAUCACAUUCUUCUUCUUCGUCAUUGUUAUCCUGCUGGCUAUCAUUCAGGGUUUGAUCAUCGAUGCCUUUGGAGAGCUGAGAGACCAGCAGGAACAAGUCAAAGAGGACAUGGAGACCAAAUGUUUUAUUUGUGGCAUUGGUAACGACUACUUUGACACAACGCCCCAUGGCUUCGAGACACACACCUUGCAAGAGCACAAUUUGGCCAACUACCUGUUUUUCCUGAUGUACCUUAUCAAUAAGGAUGAAACAGAGCACACUGGCCAGGAGUCCUAUGUGUGGAAGAUGUAUCAGGAGCGCUGCUGGGAUUUCUUCCCGGCUGGAGAUUGUUUCCGGAAGCAGUACGAAGACCAGCUUGGAUAGAGAAGAUGCAUUUUCCUCUCCUCUAUCCAGACAGAUAGAACACACACACCGACUCAACCCAGCAUUGUUUUGGAUAUGUUUGACAGGAAACUUAGAAAAAUGUUUUUAUUAAAAACAAUAGACAGGAGGAGGUCAUGUUGAUCGUCACUGUUGGUACAGAAAAAGAAAAUGGACCUCGGACUUAGUCAGAUUUAUUUGAUCUGUUUUAGAUUCUGGACAUGUUUUUGACGUCUGUUGCCUUUUCAACAAAGUAACCCCAAUUUAUUGCACAAUUCUUUUUAUAUUAUUAUUUAUUUAUAGUGUUUUUGAAAAAAAAUAGUGGGUGUUUGGGGUUAUCAGACAAUGUGUCAGUCAAUAUUAUGCACAAUGUAUGAAUGUCGAACAUGAGACUUAAUGCCAAAAGAAAAGCAAAGAAGUAUAGUAUACUUAGUGGGAAAAAAAUGUAUUAAAGAAAAGUUUUAAUCAGAUGUUGUAACAUUGCAUAUUAAAGUGACGUCUCUAGAAAGAAGUGGCAAAAGGUACAUAAAAUGCCUAAAACUCUUACGAAGUGCCUUACAGUACUGUAUCUACAUUACAAUGAAGCUAUGCAAAACCUUUAUUUUUUUCUUUAUUGUAUGUAAUAGAAUAGUCUAACUGGAACGGUAAUCUGUUAACUGGCCAGGUACAGUAUGUAGUUUGUGGUUGAACAUGCAAGAAAAAUGUUGGUAUUUCCUAUUUUGUUGCUGAAUGCAGCAUAACUUCAAAAGUUCAAGAUACAGUGUAAAAACAACAAAUGGAAUAAACCGAUCACCCCUCAAACAUGGAAAAAAAAUAUAUAAAAAAUAAUGAACUGCUAUUGUAUGGCGAUUUGUAUGUAAUAGCUUUGCUGAUCUGUGCAUUUCUUUUGAUGGAAAAGAAAUAAAUUGUUGAAGAACUAA